AUGUGGCAUGGUGGCAUUUCUCUAUGUGGCAUAUCGUAGGUAUGUGCUUGUUGUCGCAGUAACCGGCUUUGGUUAAGUUUGGUGGCCGGUAGGAAUGUGGAGAAGACGCGUUUCACUGAAAUGACCGAUUUGGAGUAAAGCGGCUGGAGACUGCGGAUAUAAACAUAGCAGCCACACGUGAUGGCGCGGCAAAGAAAGCUGGAGUCUACGCGGCCUACGUCUGGGCGUCCAACGACAAAACCACCAGUUGUUCACGUACGAAAGGCUAGCCCAGAACGGAGGUUCGAUUCCAAGUUCACAAUCUUUGUGGCCUUUAAUGGUUGCCUUAUAGUUUCUGUUGUACUUUAUGUGUACUUCCUGCAUUACUUGGAAUCGUGGGUCAUCCGACCAGUGGACCUGCCGGAAGUGACCGUCAAGUCCGCGCUCGACAUUCCAGAGCGGUUUUGGGGGAGCUACAGAAGUUCAUUGUACUUUGGCCUAAAGACUCGUAGCCCCCAGCCGUUGGCGGCUGGACUUAUGUGGUUUUCCCACAAGCUAAAGAACCAAAACUUACCCAUCAGGCAUUGGUGCAAUCAGUGGGACAGACUUCAUAAGUAUGGAUGGACAAGACAUGAUGGGGUCAACUUUGGCAUGCAGCAGAUAGUCGACGAGGAAUUUGUGAUUGAGACAUCUUUCGUCAAGAGAGCAGGGGGCCUUAAUGGUGGAGAUUGGACAGCACGGAUUUCUGUAAAGCCGAAGGUACCAGGUGCCAUUCCUACAGCUCCACUGUCUCUACUGUUUUACUUUGCUACCGAUGGCCAUGGACAUCUCUGGCCAAACGUUGAUGCCAAGUCUCACCUUGCAUACAUUCAGGGAGAAACUUCGGAGUUAGGGCAGUUUACAGCUGCGUUUCAUGAUAGGAACCCAGAAAAUGUGGUGCACUAUAGUUAUCUGAGUACAGUGGCACCUGGGCUUGAAAGCCUGAAAGAAACUGUUCUCCACAAUUUGAUGAUUCACCGACGUAAGAAGGGAGCAAGGGAUCUUUAUGUCACUCGUGGUACUGUCCUUUCUGCAGAGGAUAGAGAACGUAAAAAGUCUCCAAACUUUGUUCUUACCCAGGUGACUGUAAUGCCUCCAUACGAACUAGAAGUAAUCUUUGAGUCUGGGAGUUUUGAGGAUCGGCCAAACAGACUUAGCGGGAAGAUUUAUGAGCAAUCUUUGGCCGAGUAUAGCGCCAAGUUUGAUGAACGGUUUCACAAGCUAUUUAAUCUGCAGAGCAAAGGUUUUAGUGAGGAAGAUAACGAAGCUGCCAAAGAAGUUUUGAGCAAUUUGGUGGGAGGUAUUGGCUAUUUUUAUGGCUCUUCGUUGGUUCAGUCUUCUCAUAACAAGGAACCUGUGGAAUACUGGAAAGCUCCUCUUUAUACAGCAGUACCAUCUCGAUCUUUCUUUCCUAGAGGAUUCCUCUGGGAUGAAGGGUUCCAUAAUCUUUUGCUGAUGCGAUGGGAUCCAGAGAUCUCCAAAGACAUACUUGGCCACUGGCUUGACCUUAUGAACGUAGAUGGCUGGAUACCACGUGAACAAAUUCUUGGUGCUGAAGCACGUGCCCAAGUUCCAGCUGAAUUUGUUGUGCAGAGAGACACAAAUGCAAAUCCACCAGCCUUGUUGCUUACCCUUGAAGCCCUUCUGAGACAGCCUGAUGUUCUGGCUGCACAUGGUGAUUUCCUUCAGCGAGCUUUUCCACGUUUUCUAAAGCUUUUCCAGUGGCUAAAUAGCACACAAGUGGGUAAAAUGCCUGGCUCCUAUCGAUGGCGAGGCAGGGAUGCCAGCAGCCGCACAGAGCUAAACCCAAAGACCUUGACAUCAGGACUGGAUGAUUAUCCAAGAGCAUCACACCCAUCUGAAGAUGAGCGUCAUGUGGACCUUUACUCCUGGCUAGCUUUUUCAUCUGGGGUAUUGGCUGAGGCAGCACACCUCCUGAAUCAUCCCAGCAGCGACAGCUUAACAUCCACACACCACAUGUUGAGUAACACAGCGUUGCUGGACAAACUGCACUUGUCUUCAAAAACAAAGCGAUAUUGUGACUAUGGCCUCCACACAGACAAAGUGCGCCUGGUGGAGCAGAGACCACCACCAGGCCAGGCACCAGGAGCACCGCCACUGCCCAAGGUUCGACUGACUAUGGAAGCACCGCAAAUGCAGUUUGUGGAACAUUUUGGCUAUGUUAGCUUGUUUCCCUUGCUCCUGCGUUUGCUCACUCCCGACCACCCUGCACUGGGAAAGCUGCUGACAGACCUUCGAAAUCCAGCUCUGUUGUGGACCAACUACGGCUUGAGAUCACUUUCCAAGGACUCGCCCAUGUACCUUCAGAAGAACACAGAGACAGACCCACCAUACUGGAGAGGUCCUGUUUGGAUAAAUAUUAACUACUUAGCAGUAAAAGCACUGCAUCACUACAGCGACCUUCCAGGGCCGUUUCAGGAGAAAGCUUUCCACCUGUACAAGGAGCUCAGAAACAACAUCAUCAGCAAUAUUCUAAAAGAGUAUCGUCAGUCCAGCUACAUAUGGGAGAACUAUGAUGACAUUACAGGCAAAGGUCGUGGAUCGCAUCCCUUUACAGGCUGGUCAGCCCUUGUGGUGCUACUCAUGGGGGAGGUAUAUUAGCAUUAUGCUUUUGCAUUAUGUGUAGGGUGUGGGAGAGAAGUCAUUCUACUUUAUUUUUUAUUAAAGCUUAAAUGCUUUGUUUUUAUUGUGUUCAUGCCUGUUGCUGCAGAAAUGAGCACAGAGGUGCCAAAGAAUAUGUACGUAGCUAAUUUGAUAAAACUAAAUAAAAAGGAC
Rhipicephalus sanguineus (brown dog tick) is the source of this 2814-nucleotide messenger RNA. It is a transcript of the gene GCS1, whose product is annotated as mannosyl-oligosaccharide glucosidase. Gene Ontology annotation, molecular function: Glc3Man9GlcNAc2 oligosaccharide glucosidase activity. The coding region runs from base 181 to 2640 and encodes 819 amino acids. Gene Ontology annotation, cellular component: endoplasmic reticulum membrane. The record is from RefSeq and is a predicted model, not a curated record. The transcript has 3 exons. Gene Ontology annotation, biological process: oligosaccharide metabolic process; protein N-linked glycosylation. Lineage: Eukaryota; Metazoa; Arthropoda; Arachnida; Ixodida; Ixodidae.